Molecule: messenger RNA, 1548 nt
Organism: Fusarium poae
Lineage: Eukaryota; Fungi; Ascomycota; Sordariomycetes; Hypocreales; Nectriaceae
Exons: 10
Coding region: 1-1548 (515 amino acids)
Biological process (GO): carbohydrate metabolic process
Source: RefSeq, a predicted model, not a curated record
AUGCUGUACUCGUACGCGCGACAAAUCCUCCUCGGCGCAUUUGCCCUACAAGGCGUUGAUGCAGCGAGCUGGAAGGAUUACCAACCUCAGAAUCGUACACCGAGUUCAUGUCCGGAUUAUGUCGAUUACUCGCAAAAACCCCAUGAACCUUUAUCCUCAGGAAAGCUCAAGUUACCGUUUAUGAGGCCGAGUGAACAAUGCAGAACGUUCAAGAGCCCUGCUGUUGAGAAAGUGAUUAGCGACAUGAAGAAACGUAUCAAGAAUCCAGACCUUGCGCGUCUGUUUGAGAAUGCUUUCCCGUCGACGCUUGACACGACGGUCAAGUACUUCGAUACCAAGGAGAACCUGGCCUUCAUUGUUACUGGUGACAUCACCGCACAGUGGUUACGCGACACCGGCAACCAGUUUGCUCAUCUGUACAAGCUACUACCUCAAGACGAGAACUUGAAGGAACUAGUCAAGGCUAUCAUCAACACUGAAGCGAGAUAUAUCUCUGAGUAUCCUUACUGUGGCGCUUUUCAACCUCCUCCCGAGAGUGGAUUGAGUCCUUCCGUCAACGAUUAUGCUGAGCUUGUUACUGUGAAUCCACCAGUGGACAACCAGACCGUCUUUGAGUGCAAAUACGAGCUAGACUCUCUUGCCGGCUUCCUCAAAAUCGCAAGAUCAUACUAUAACAACACCAAGGACGCAUCUUUCAUCAAUGACAACUUCAAAUCUGCCAUGACCCAAAUCCUUCGCGUCAUAGACGAACAAUCUCAGAGUACAUGGGCCGACGACUGGUCAUAUGUCAGCUACUACAACUGGACCGGCAACGCAGGAUCCCUCUCCCCACCAGUUCCCAACAGCGGCAACGGUGAACCAAAACUAGCCAACGGUCUCGUCGCCUGUAGUCAUCGCCCAUCAGACGAUCUCAGUGUUUUCAACUACAUCACCUCCGAUAACGCCAUGAUGUCGGUCGAGCUCGAUAACGUAGCUGAUGUACUAGACAAAGUAGGAAGUCAGAAGAAACUCUCCACGACACUGCGUGGACAUGCCAAAACGAUUCGCCAGGCUGUAUGGAACCAUACUCUCACUUCUAACGGUAUCUUUGCCUACGAGACAAAUGGUUACGGUGGACAGUAUAUCAUGGAUGACGCAAACGUUCCCAGCCUUGUAUCAUUACCCUACCUCGGCUUUCUCGACCGUUCCGAUAGAACUUACCAAAAGACAAAGUCCGUUCUAUUCUCCCGCGCAAACCCGUAUUAUGCAGUCGGCGAGACAUUCCGCGGCAUCGGCGGCCCUCACGCAAACGCCACGAACCCUUGGCCUAUGGCCCAUGUAUCAGCUAUCUACGGUACUGAUGACGACGAUGAGAUUACGGAGCGAUUAAACAUCAUUCUCGAGAACACAUCAGGACUUGGUUUGAUUCAUGAGAGUGUCAAUAUCUAUAACUCGACUGUGUUUACGAGGCCUUGGUUCGCGUGGGCGAAUAGUUAUUUCGCUGAGAUGGUGCUCGAUUUGGCUGAGAGGAAACCUGGCUUGAUCUUCAAGAAUGACAAGCCUGUCUGA